CAUCCCUCCCCCUCCCCCUCCCCCUCUCCCUCUCCCUCUCCCUCCCCUCUCGAUCCAAGCUGCGUCGCGGCGUUCUCUAAGCUCGGAUCCGGGGGAGGAGCUCUCCAUGGCGGAGGAGCUCUCGGCGGCGGCGGCGUCGUCUCCGGCGGAGGAGCUCUCGGCGGCGGAGGAGUGGCUGAGGAAGCUCUCGACAGCGGCAUCUAGGGUUCUGGCGGAGCCGCGACGACCGCGCCGUGUGGGUCACCGAGAAUCCCCUCUAGCACGCCCAGCUCUCCCUCGACGUCACCGAUCUCGACAUCAGAGAUCAUGGAUUUUGGAUACCCACAAAAUCUUUCACCUGAAAUAUUGAAGCUCUACAUCACUCAACAAGGAUUCCGUUCACCAUUUUCUUCCAAGUCCUCAGAUAGGCCUGUACCCAAUGCUACUCUACAAGUUACAGGUGCUGUCGGUUGGAGGCGUGAGGGUCUUGUUUACAAGAAAAAUGAGGUUUUUCUGGAUAUAGUUGCAAGUGUAAAUCUUCUUAUGUCCUCUAAAGGGAGUGUUUUACGUUGUGACGUGACUGGAAAGAUUUUGAUGAAGUGCUUCCUUUCUGGGAUGCCUGAUUUGAAACUUGGGUUAAACGAUAAACUUGGUCUUGAAAAGGAAGCCCAACUAAAGGCGAGGCCUACAAAAAGAUCAGCUAGAGCUGCGGAAAUUGAAGUGGGAAGCAAGACAUGCGGUGUUUGUUAUUUUUUUGCUACAUUUUGAACAAGUAUUUUUUGUUAGAACUUAUGUUUGAAAUUUAAUUUGAA
This is a messenger RNA of Ananas comosus (pineapple), 791 nucleotides long. RefSeq names its product AP-2 complex subunit mu-like. The record is from RefSeq and is a predicted model, not a curated record. The coding region runs from base 307 to 747 and encodes 146 amino acids. Gene Ontology annotation, biological process: endocytosis. Gene Ontology annotation, cellular component: cytoplasmic vesicle. The transcript is spliced from 6 exons. Lineage: Eukaryota; Viridiplantae; Streptophyta; Magnoliopsida; Poales; Bromeliaceae.